UCGCGGCUGUUCUGGUAAUCUUUAGCAGUUGACAUUUAGAAGCAUGGCAAGAAACCAGAAUCCAUUUGAUGCAGACAGUAACCAUGGUGAGCAGUCCGACACGGAGACGGACUAUGUGGCCUUCUCACGCCAACUGGCCCGUUUCGGACGGAGUAAAUCGGGAUUCGCUGUGGAGUGCGAACGUGAAGACGUUGUCUAUCCUCAGCGACAGUCCGUGCCGAAUGUGCGGACUCAGCAUGGGCAUCCGGUACUGCAGCGCAAUACCAGUCAUAGUCGUAACGCAUCCCGGGAAUUCCAGUACACCGAACCGGCCAAUGCCGGCAAGCGUGGCAGUGUACUGCAGCCUUUCUACAAGGUCUCAUUAUGCUGGGACAAAAUCAACGUUUUUGAGGUCAAUCCGGAGCAUCGACGACUGUUUUUCAGAAAAUCCCUGAAUGACCUUACCAAUAGGAGACAUAUAUUGAAGGACGUAUCGGGUGUGGCCAGCGCGGGACAUUUAAUCGGCGUUCUUGGACCAAAAGGAUGCGGGAAAACAACGUUCAUAGCUGCCUUAACAGGGCAGCCAAGGCGAACCAUCGAUAUCCGCGGAAAACUCUACAUCAAUAAUCAACAAGUGGACGAGAACACCGAGCGUUAUUCGUGUUUUAUUCCCGCUAAAGAUAACUUUAUCGGCACCUUAACGGUGAAAGAGCAUUUGGUGUUUCAUACACUCCUGCGACUGGGCGAACAGUAUUCAAGCGUGGAGAAAAUGGCGCUUGUCAACGACAUUAUCAGUGAGCUGGAUUUGAAUAAGAUCGCUUCGAAAGUUAUCGGUGUACCCGGACGAUUAAAGGGCCUGACGAAUGCCGACAGGAAGCGGGUGUCGUUGGCAACAGCGGCCAUUACCAGUCCGCCGGUGCUACUGUGCGAUGAACCAACAGCCGGCAUUCAUGAUGUAUCCGUUGCGGAAGGCAUUGUCGAUCUACUCCACACCGCCGCGGAGAAAGGCAAAAUCGUCCUGUGCAGCAUAACUAAUCCGACUUCGGAGAUCAUCUCCAAAUUCCACCAGAUCAUUAUCCUAGCCGAAGGCCACGUAGUCUUCUUCGGCAAAGCCCGGGAAGCGGCCAGUUUAUUCACAUCAGCUGGUUUCCCGUGCUCACCGCUGCAGAGCCCUACCGAUACAUACCUGCGGAUGCUGUCGCGCCCCGUCAACGCUACCGAUCAAGAGCAGGCCUUUAAGGUCAAGACGCUCGUGGAGCGCUAUCAGAAUUCGGAGGAGUGGUAUGAUAUGCGAUUUAAAGUGGAAAAUAUUGCCGCCAAAGCUACCGUCACUCCGCAGGUAAAGAAGAUGGCGGGAAUAUAUACGGCGGGAAAAAUAACGCAGCUCCGGAUGCUAAUGGGGCGGGCUGUGUUGGAGUGGGUGCGGGACCCGAUAUUGUUAAGGAUGUCAACAGCGGUGGUGGUUGCGCUUGGAUUCUUGAUGGGGAUUUUCUUUAUGCAGCAGGAAAUGCACGGGCUUGGAAUUCAGAAUAUCAACGGAGCUUUAUGCUUAUUAACCCUGUUUUAUGUGAUGAUUCCGGUUUAUGGAAUUUCCAAAUGUCUAACGCAAAAUUUAGCGGUAAUACGACGAGAGAUUGUCGGUGGUGUGUACGUGGCAUGGAUGUGGUUCGUGAGCGCCUGGCUAAUUGACAUUCUCCAUAAUCUCGCAAUGUCCGGUUUAUUAUUAACAAUUUGUUACUGGCUAAUUGGAUUACAUCCGUCAGCAGUUGGUUUUUUCUUGGCUUGGUGCAUUGCUUUUCUCACAUGUCAAGUCAGCUUGGGAAUAGCGCAAUGUGCCGCGAUUGCGAGUGGACGAUUUAGUACCGCCAUGCUGAUCUGGGCGGCCUUUGUCGUAUGCAACAUUGCUAUUGGCGGCUUCUUCCUCAAUCCCAAAUCCCUUCCUUGGUGGCUAAACGUUUUUCGGUGAGAAAGGUUAUUUGGAUACGAGUAUAUACUUAAAUUUUAAUCAAAAGUGCUUACAACACACCAAAGUUUUGGCAGAGUUGAGGAAUCCAUGUUCUUUCGGAAAGUUUUCGAAAAAGGUUUUGUCAGAAAAUUAUAUGAGGUGUAUCACAAUAAUCUUCUUGCAGUAUGCAUCGUUUUUCCAUUACGCAUUGAAAGCGUCAUUAGUGAAUCAGUGGCACGGCGUGGAUCUGCCAUCGUGCAUGAACUGCACAUUGCAAGCGGAUAUCUUCCGAACGGGUGACGAUAUUAUCAACCAUCUGGGAUUUACCGGCGAUAGUUUAGCCACAGAUUGCGUCCAGUUGAUCAUGUUCGGUAUCGCUUUACGCUCUGCUGCCUAUCUCUUGCUACGUACAAAUCUUCAUGGGAUUCGGAAAAAAUUCCUUGCCUUCCCUGCUGCAUCCCGCUUUUGCUGAAAAUACAGAUACACUUAAUGCUUAACCAAAAAAACAAUCUAUUUUGUAUCGUACAUUUUGCGACAAAUACAGUAACUGAAAAACGGUACUGAUAAUUAUCAGAUUUGAUGGUCUUCUCUUUGAACAAUAUUUUCUUUAAAACAGAAUCUGAUGUUUUGAUCUUGUUAAGCGUUAAGGCAGUAUGGAUUAUAUAUGGAAGAGAAAGAGAAGCCACAUGGAUGAUGUAUUAGUGACCGUUCAUUUCUGCCAGUCUGGACCGUUUGCAAACAUGUCAGGGCGUAGUAAAGACGUGGCUUACGUGUACAACGAUUAAUUUUCUACCACGUUAUUUGGUUUAAUUAGUCGAAAUCGGGUUCACAUCGAGCACGGAAAUGUACGGGUGAGAUAGCUGUUUUUUUUGUGGUUCUUAUUAACAAAACGGCUUUGGUGUGCUCAUUAAUAAAACAUUAUUAAUAAAGCGGUAAG
Molecule: messenger RNA, 2861 nt
Organism: Paramacrobiotus metropolitanus
Lineage: Eukaryota; Metazoa; Tardigrada; Eutardigrada; Parachela; Macrobiotidae
Product: protein white-like
Exons: 6
Coding region: 44-1945 (633 amino acids)
Cellular component (GO): plasma membrane
Molecular function (GO): ABC-type transporter activity; ATP binding; ATP hydrolysis activity
Source: RefSeq, a predicted model, not a curated record